UCCUUUUAAAAUGUACAUAUUUUAUUGUUUUUCAUUAUUAAAAAAAUAUUUAAACAUGUUUUAAGUUCUUCUAUAUACUAAAAUAAUCGCAAUAUUAAUGCCGCAUAAACGAGGGUUAUCUAUUCUAUAAAUAGACUACGCAGAGAGUAAACAUUAAAAUGAGGUCAACCGAAGAUAUUAACUUGUACGGUGUUUGUUUCCGAUUAAGUAAUAAAUCAUUUAUAUGUUUAUUAAUUUAUUUAAAAGUUAUUUAUUUUAUAUCUAUUUAUUUUAUUGAUUUCGUCAUUGUGUUUAAUUUUUCAACAUGCAUGUUUUCAAAAAGAAAAAUUUACUUUUUCCAUAUGUGAUCGGGAUCGGAAUUCAAAAACUAUACACAGGUCAACCGAAGAUAUUAACUUGUACGGUAUUUGUUUCCGAUUAAGUAAUAAAUCAUGUAUCUGUUUUAUCAAUUUAUUUAAAAGUUAUUUAUUUUAUAUCUAUUUAUUUUAUUUAUUUCGUCAUUGUGUUUAAUUUUUCAACAUGCAUGUUACAUAAAGAAAAAUUUACUUUUUCCUUAUGUGAUCGGAAUCGGAAUUCAAAAACUAUACACACGUGGAAAAGAGAACAAAGGAAUUUUCCCGCCUCUUUGACGGAAGACAGCGAAGCGAGACGGUGAAAAUGGCACAGCAAUCUGAGACAUUUACCAAGUGCUUAAAAGUUAUUAAAAAGAGCAAGGCACUGCAGUCAUACACAAAUAAAACAACAAAUAAGGAAAUGGUAUAUUUCAAUGUAGUGGGACUGUGUGGAGAAACUUUCACUCAUAUCAGAGUAUACCAAAAAGCCAAAUACAACCUGAUUAAGGAGGGAACAUCUUUCAAGUUCUCCAAUAUUGUUAAGAAAGAUGAAGAACUUUACUGGGCAACCUCAUCAUCAGUAAUUGCGUAUACCAGUAUUGUGGAGGUCAAUGAAGAAACUGAAAAAAAAAACACCAUCUUUGCCAGAAGAGAGACCAAUUGGGGGAUUAGAACAAGAUUUGAAGGGUGCUUUAAAUUCUCCUGAGAAGUCCACAAUAACAGGAAAGGUUGUCAUGGUGUCCCCACUUCGUUAUCGUCAGGAGGGGACCUUGGCAGUAAGGUCUUUAAUUCUCAAAGACCAGAAAACAACAGCAAAAGUAUGUUUGUUUGCCAAUAAUGCAGAACUGCAUUUCAAUCAUGGAGAUGUUGUCAAAGUGUCUGCUGUCUAUAAAAAGCAGUACAACCAAAGAACGCAGCUGACAUCAAGCCCUGGUACAGUUUGUGAGAUGGUUGGGGAUUCUCUUCAAGUUGAGAUAACCGAAGAAGACAAGCAAAAGGGAAUAGAAGAUCCUGACUUCUCUGAUGUACUACCAGAAGAAAUGCAGACCAAAGACAUCAUAUUGACAGAUUUCACAGACUGUGAUGUCUACCAGUGCUGCGAUAUGCCACCCUGCAGGAGAAAGAAGAUUUCUGGUAAUAAGUGCCCAUUAUGUGGCAAAGAAAGCAACAAGUCUGCAAAAUCGUACAAAGUUCAGUUUCUAUACGAAGUAGACGGGAAAAAAGAUAACAUAGUAACUUUGUUCCAGAACACUAUAGAAAAAAUUAUUAAGGAAAGUGCAGAUUUUGACACCAAAGAGGACAUAAUUUCUACGAUAAUAGAAAAGUUGCCCAUCCGUUUCAAGGCAGCAAUCAGCAACAACAGUUUUGUCAACGUGUCUCAUUAAAGUGACAUUACAGUGAUUAUCUGAGGGGAUUUUUAUUUUUGUCUAAUUAUGAUUGAACUGUAGGAUUUGAAGAAGUUCCUUGAGACAACAUCUUCAUUAAAGGUGCAAUUGAUUUUUUUUUUCUCUGUUGCCAAAUGAUGCAAAUUGUUUUUCUUUUUUUUUGUGUGUCAUAUGACACGUCUUUUUAUAAACAUUUGGCUGAAAAUGAUGUUUUGGUUUUCUUAUACUGUGCUUAGAAACAGCCAGUAACAUGUAUUUUAGAUGGUUGUAGUUAUAACUGACAAUACAGUAUGUAAUUUUGAAGAAAAAAAAUACAUGUUUAAUUUUGAAGUUUGCCAAUUGAAUUUUUUUUCUCUGUUGUCAAAUGAUGCAAAGAAAUUGUUUUUCUUUUUUUGUUGUCAUAUGUCAUGUGCUUUUACAUACAUUUGGCUGAAAAUGAUGUUUUAGUUUUCUUAUACUGUGCUAAGAAACAGUCAGUAACAUGUACUUUAGAUGGUUGUAGUUUUAACUGACAGUACCAUAUGUAUUUUUGAAAGAAAAAAAAAUAUGCAUGCUUAAUUUUGACGUUUUUUGAAUUGUUGCAUAAUGCAAGUAGUUUAGACAAACAUGUAAUAGGCUUUUUGAUAUUAGUCGUAGAAUAUACUGUAGAAAAGGUUUAUUUUUGUCCUUUACUCCCCAUUUGUUCACAUAAAGUGCUUUUAAAAAUAGAGACAAAUUUUAAAAUUCAGUCAACCUGUAAGAAUUUAAAUCUAGUCGAAAUAUAUUGGACAAAAAUAACCAUAUAGUGUAUGUGCAAUGUUCUCUAGUCAUUGUUUACUAAUUAAU
Saccostrea cuccullata (small rock oyster) is the source of this 2542-nucleotide messenger RNA. RefSeq lists its product as uncharacterized. Bases 944 to 1717 code for a protein of 257 amino acids. The transcript has 5 exons. The record is from RefSeq and is a predicted model, not a curated record. NCBI's taxonomy places the organism in Eukaryota, Metazoa, Mollusca, Bivalvia, Ostreida, Ostreidae.